Truncatella angustata is the source of this 926-nucleotide messenger RNA. Its product is annotated as ef-hand calcium-binding domain protein. Gene Ontology annotation, cellular component: cytoplasm; nucleus. The record is from RefSeq and is a predicted model, not a curated record. NCBI's taxonomy places the organism in Eukaryota, Fungi, Ascomycota, Sordariomycetes, Amphisphaeriales, Sporocadaceae. The transcript is spliced from 2 exons. The coding region runs from base 44 to 871 and encodes 275 amino acids.
CGGUGAAGCUGUAAUUGUCUCGCCAAUCUGUAAUCUAGACAAGAUGCGCACCCUGAUGCUUCACGGACACGGAACGAGUGCAUCUAUCUUCCAACUCCAAACAAGUGCAUUCCGGUCCAAGUUGGACGAUAGCUUUACAUUCCACUUCCUGGACGGCUUCUACACAGCCCCACCCGCACCAGGCACUGAUAUCGUCUUCGGUUCUAAAAAUAGUCAAGUGAACAAUAGCUUUACUUGGUUCGCAACAUAUGAUCUCACCUCUGUUCUCGAUGCUAUCAAGAAGAUCGAUGAGUACAUUCAGUUGAACGGACCAUUUGACUGCGUAUGUGGAUUCAGCCAGGGCUGCUCGCUCGCUGCUAGCUUGCUGCUUUACAGCCGUCAAGAGGGCCGUUGCCCGCCUUUCAAGUCGGCUGUCUUCAUUUGUGGCGGGGUGAGUUUUGAGGUCCUGGAAAAUCUUGGAUUGCGUGUGCCACAGAUUGCAAGAGAUAUAAGCAAAGAGACAGGCCGUGUCCUUCAGGCUAGGGCUAGUGUUUUGGCACGUCUGGCCACCGAUCUCGACCAAAUUGAAAAGGGUGUGGGGUUGUGGGAUGAUACAGAUGGUCUGAUUCAUGAUCCCACGGCUCUGCCGGCGCUGUCUGACUGCUUUGGUCUUGAUCUGACCGCAUUUUCACGAGAAGUCAUGAUUGAUAUUCCAACUGUACAUAUCUACGGCGGGAGGGACCCUCGCUGGCCAUCUAGUGUCCAACUUGCGUACUUGUGCGACAGUGAUAAGAGAACAACGCUUGACCACGGAGGAGGGCAUGAUAUUCCGAGGUUGACAGGUGUUUCCAGAGAUAUUGCAGACACAUUCCGCAAGUUGAAAGCAGUCUGAACGUGCCAUAGCGUUUGUUAUGACGAAAGGGUUAUCUGAUUAGAUGGUCGAGCUG